Molecule: messenger RNA, 6996 nt
Organism: Solea senegalensis (Senegalese sole)
Lineage: Eukaryota; Metazoa; Chordata; Actinopteri; Pleuronectiformes; Soleidae
Gene: slka
Product: STE20-like kinase a
Exons: 19
Coding region: 472-4086 (1204 amino acids)
Biological process (GO): protein phosphorylation
Molecular function (GO): protein serine/threonine kinase activity; ATP binding
Source: RefSeq, a predicted model, not a curated record
UUAACGCUACUCGCUAACUUCUGUGCGGUCAGCCAACCGAAGCAUGAGGUCUUUUUUGGGCUGUGUGUAUGUAUUUCACCAUCGUUUAACGGUGAAAUGGUGAAAAUGUGGCGUCGUAUGUGACGCGAUGGUUGGUAUUUACGACUCAGUUUCAUAACCGUAAGCCGCGGAACUCUCCUCUCUUCUGCCUCACCUCUUCCGACAGUGAAACACCGCUAGCUACGAUGUGACUGCGAAGACCCGCCGCCGUCAAAAGGGAAGUUAUAAUUGGCUUUAUCGUAGCCGACUACAACACGCGUGUCUGCUCUCGUGUAACGCAUGAACGGACAUUUAAUUUUUCCUUUUUUCUGCCCCCGAUUCACGAUUGAGCUCCGCGGUCGGAAAGAACCGCUGUGUUUUGUCGCGGCGGCGGAAAUAACCGAAGACAGACGCAUCCUCAGCACUCGGUAGUUCCUCAUAAAGCGACAAAACAUGUCUUUCUUCAAUUUCCGGAAGAUAUUCAAGUUGGGGCCCGACAAGAAGAAGAAGCAGUAUGAACAUGUGCACAGAGACGUCAACCCGGAGGAAAUAUGGGACAUUAUCGGGGAGCUGGGAGAUGGGGCGUUUGGGAAAGUGUAUAAGGCUCAGAACAAGCAGAACGGGACUCUCGCCGCUGCCAAGGUGAUUGACACGAAGACGGAGGAUGAGCUGGAGGACUACAUGGUGGAGAUUGAGAUUCUGGCCUCCUGCGACCACCAUCACAUCGUCAAACUGCUGGACGCCUUUUAUUUUGAAGGCAAACUUUGGAUACUGAUAGAGUUCUGCGCGGGUGGUGCGGUGGAUGCCAUCAUGCUGGAACUGGAGAGGCCCCUAACGGAGCCCCAGAUCCGUGUGGUGUGUAAGCAGACCUUGGACGCCUUGUGUUACCUCCACGAGAACAAGGUCAUCCACAGAGACUUGAAAGCUGGUAAUAUUCUCCUCUCCUUGGAUGGAGAGGUGAAACUAGCUGACUUUGGGGUGUCUGCUAAAAAUACCAAGACGUUACAGAGAAGAGAUUCUUUCAUCGGCACUCCGUACUGGAUGGCUCCGGAGGUAGUAAUGUGCGAAACGUCCAAGGACCGUCCGUACGACUACAAGGCCGAUAUCUGGUCCCUCGGGGUGACGCUGAUAGAGCUGGCAGAGAUUGAGCCACCCAACCACGAGAUGAAUCCCAUGAGAGUGCUGCUGAAAAUAGCCAAGUCCGAGCCGCCCACGCUCAUGCAUCCCUCUCGCUGGUCACCAGAGUUUAAAGACUUCCUGCGGAAAGCACUUGAUAAGAAUGUGGACAAUAGAUGGAGCUCGGUACAGCUUCUACAGCAUCCCUUUGUCACCAGUGUAACUGAUUGCAAACCUCUCAGAGAGCUCAUAGCCGAGGCCAAAGCUGAAGUCACAGAGGAGAUUGAGGAAAGCAAAGAGGAAGAGGAGGAGGAAGAAACGCCUGAUACGCCUGUGGCUGUUCCUGGACAUAAGCGAGCGCCAUCAGAUGUCAGUGUUGCCAGCUCAGAGGAUGACAAAGCCCCACAAACUCCCUCUACACUGGAAUCUGUUACAGAAAAGACAGAGGCAGAACCUGCCGUGGACCACACCAGCGAUAAGCUCUCAGAUGAAGGACUUGGAACAAGUGAGGUAGACAAAACCGAGGAGGAGAAACUCAAUGAAGUGUCUGACGCCAGUAAUGAAGACCUGGCUUCCGGCGUAGUCGAGCCCACAAAGGAUCAAGUCUCACAAGAUCUUCCUGAGGAUAAACCAGAAGAUAGUCAAGGUGAAGAGGUUCCUACUGAGCCUGAAGCAGCACGACCUGAAGAACCCACAGAUAUCAAAGAUGUUGACACAGAAGAUCAAGAAAAGGAAAAGGAGAAGGAGACGCCUGCAGAGGAAACAGAGGAUAAACCUCCUCAAGUCACGGCAGAAGAAGAGGUACUGAAACCUGAAGAUGUAAAAGAAGAAGAAGAAGCAGGCACAGAAGACUCUGGGAAAUUACAAGAGCAACCAGAAGAUGCACUAGAGAAACCAGAACCUGUAUCAGAAGAUGUGGCACAAGUAGAGGAAGAGAGCAAAGAAACAAGUGAGGAGACUCCUCAGCACAAAGAAACAGAGGACAAAAUAGAAGAUGCAUUUAAUGAUGCUGAUGUAAAUGGACACACAGAGAAUAUAGAAUCAAAUGUGAAGGGCACAUGCAUAAAUGGAGAGACGGACACAAAGUCAGGCGUGGAGGACUCCUUCACUGGCAUUUUGCUGGAAGAGACCAAAGAAACCGAGCCAGAGAAAAAGCCUGAAGAGGAGGUACCUGAGGAGACAGAGGAGACAGAGCAGCCCGAACAAGAGAGUGAGAGGGAAGAGAAGGUGGAACUGGAGAAGGAGGCACCAGCUGAAUCCAUAAUUGGGGUCAGUGAUGAAAUCAAAGACAUCUCUGAAGGUUCUCAAGAAGUGGCACCAUCUGAAGACAUCCCUGUGAAGAAGGAAGAGGAAAAAGCUGCCCGCGCUGAUGAGAGCAUUUCCCAAGAUGCUGUGUCUGUUCCUGGGAGUGAAACUGACUCAGAAACCAAGGUGGAACCAGGAAGUCCAGCUGUGAGCAAACCAGAUGUGGAGAAGGACUCGGACUCUGGAAGCAGCUCAGCCGCCGAUAACAACAGCCUUGACCUGAACCUGUCCAUCUCCAGCUUCCUGUCCAAGACCAAAGAAGGGGGCUCCAUUUCUAUGCAGGAGUCAAGACGUCAGAAGAAGACGCUGAAGAAGACGCGUAAGUUCAUGGUGGACGGCGUGGAGGUCAGCGUGACGACAUCAAAGAUAGUGACGGAUAAUGACACCAAGAGCGAGGAGAUGAGGUUCCUCAGGCGGCAGGAGUUAAGAGAGCUGCGCCUCCUGCAGAAAGAGGAGCACAGGGCCCAGCAGCUGCUGAGCAACAAGCUGCAGCAGCAGAGAGAGCAGAUCUACAGACGCUUUGAACAGGAAACUACUGCUAAGAAGCGACAAUAUGACCAAGAGGUGGAAAAUCUGGAGAAGAAGCAGAAGCAGACCAUUGAGCGACUGGAGCAGGAUCACACCAGCCGACUCCGAGACGAAGCCAAGCGCAUCAAAGCGGACCAGGACAAGGAACUGUCCAAAUUCCAAAACAUGCUGAAGAACCGCAAGAAAGAGGUCAAACAGGAAGUCGGACAGUCACCCAAACACAUGAGAAAAGAGCUCUUGAAACGCUUAAAGGAGGAUCUAUCGCUCCUCAAGACUGCAGAGGAGCAGGAGUUCCUCCAGAAGCAGCAACAAGACCUGGAUGGAGCUUUGAAGAAAAUCAUCCAGCAGCAUAAACUGGAAAUAGCCACUAUAGAGAGAGACUGCCUCAACCACAAGCAGCAGCUGAUGAGAGCUCGAGAGGCAGCCAUGUGGGAGUUAGAGGAGCGCCACCUGCAGGAGAAGCACCAGCAGCUGAAGCAGCAGCUUAAAGACCAGUACUUCCUGCAGAGACACCAGCUGCUGAAGCGGCACGAGAAAGAGAUGGAGCAGAUGCAGCGCUACAACCAGCGGCUGAUCGAGGAGAUGAAGAACAAACAGACUCAAGAGAGGGUCCGUCUGCCCAAGAUCCAGCGCAGCGAUGCUAAGACCCGCAUGGCCAUGUUCAAGAAGAGCCUCCGCAUCUCGGUCACUGCUGUUGUCACACCAGAGCAGGAGAGAGAUCGGAUUAAACAGUUUGGUGCUCAGGAAGAAAAGAGGCAGAAGAACGAGAGGCUCCAUCAGCACCAGAAACACGAGAACCAGAUGAGAGACCUGCAGCUGCAGUGUGACUCCAACAUCAGGGAGCUGCAGCAGCUACAGAAUGAGAAGUGCCACCUUCUGAUUGAACAUGAGACCCAGAAGCUGAAGGAGCUGGAUGAAGAGCACAGCCAAGAAAUAAAGGAGUGGAGAGAGAAGCUGAGGCCCAGGAAGAAGGCGUUAGAGGAGGAGUUCAUGCGGAAGCUCCAGGAGCAAGAGGUCUUCUUCAAGAUGAGCGGUGAAUCUGAAUGCCUUAACCCCACCACACAGAGUCGAGUGUCCAAAUUUUAUCCCAUACCAAACCUGAACAACGCCGGUUUAUAGCCUCACGUCCGUCUGUGCUGUUAAAUUUCAAUCUCCUCGGUCAAACUCGGCUGCGUUCACAGGCUCUUCCUGGUGGAUCAACGCAAUUUCUCCAACCGCUUAGCGUUUUUAAAAAAUAGUAAUAAAAUGGUCUUUACUUCUUUGGCUCCACCACGAGCAAGCAUGACGUGCCUACACUCGCACUUAAUUCAUUUCUCUUGGUUUGUUCAGAGAAAUUGUCCCGAUGGAUAAUAUGCACUUUUUGAGCAUGUUGGAAAAUUUAAAAGUCUGCGUUUGGUAGCAAGAGUCAGUGCUACUUAUCACUUAUGACUGUAAGCACAGCCUGCUACUGUAUGAAACAUCUCCAGUGCCUCAUAUAUUAUAUUAUUAUUUUUCUGCAUCCAGGCACUCCUCUGUUUUUACAACUCCCACUGAAAAUAGGUUAGGGUUAGGCCAAAUCCAUACUAAUCUGUUUUCAGUUAAAAUUUGUUUUUCAUUACCCUGGUGUUUUAGAGUUAAAAGUGUAGUGUAGAUGGAUAGUUAUUUUCAUAAUCAUCUUCUGAAAAAGAGCAGAAAAUGUUGAUUUGAACUAAAAUGAAUCAGUUUUAUUGAUUUCUGUGUUAAAUGGAGAAAAGAAACUAGAAAAUAUUCACAUUUACAAAGUUGAACAUUAUCAAAAUAGUUGACAAUUAAGUAAUCGUUUGGUAUUUAUUAACAUUGAUUAGUGAUUAAUUUCAUAUCAUGGGUUCUUGUGAAAUCUUUUUGAAAAUCACCCUAAAUGGACUUUGAAAGUGCUUGAAUUGUGUGCAAGAAAGAAGGACUUAAGCUUAAGCUAUGUCAGCACAUUCAGUCCUUGAAAUUUAUGGAACUGGUCCUGGAAAGCCCUUGAAAAAUCCUUGAAUUUUUAUCAACUAAGGUGUGGGAACCCUGUUUUUAAAUGAAAACACAGUAGUAUGGAUAUGGACUUGGUGCACAUAAAUACCAUCUAAUUAUUAGUACCCGUAAUAAUAAUAACCACAAAAUGAAGAUAACUUUUCAUAAUUUCAUAUUAGCUGGUGAUAAAAACAACCCUGAGGUUUUUGCUUUGCAGUUUGGGAGGUCGAGCUGUUUCCUCACUGUGUCAUCGAACUUUGUCCAUCUGUUGCCAUGAGUCAGAAAAACAAAAAAAAAAAAGCGCCAUGUUUUGGAUCAUAAACCUGUGAGUUAAAAUGAAAAAAAGGAAUGUUGUUUGUUGUUGCUGCGAGUGAAUCGUUACAUCAUCUGUACACUCCAUAUGAAGUUAAAUCAGAUCGUGUGCUCACUGUGACGGUUUUACAGUCUCCAGAGACGAGUGAACAAGAAAUACGAGUAUUGCUUUAGCACCUUUCACUUCAGUGCUGGACUCCAAACACACACAUAAUAACUCUAUUUAUACACUGAGGUGAAACGUUUAGUUUUGUUACGUAUAAAUCUCCUCAUAACCAUAACCUGAGUUAUUCUGAGCAGUGUUGUGUAAGAAUGGGUAUCAAAACAAAAAUGAUAACAGUGCCUCAUUGGUCAAUAUUGCAGAAGACGAAGAAUCAAUUAUUUUCAGGACAAACAAUACUUAUAUCAAUAUUUAUAUUUAUUCUAACUUUUCUAUAUAAUGGACAGAUAUCAGACAACGCUAGCACAGACUAUUAACAUUUCUCACUUCCACACCUCAGUUUUAAAGCUGAGCAGCGCUAAAUUUGGCCAAAACAACUUUAAAUUAAAUUAAUUUAAUCAAAUUAAAUUCACUAGCACAACAUACCAUUAUUGUGAUGUAGUGCAGCACGUUUGCCUACUUUAGCAAUGCUGCUAUUUAGCAGAGCUAGCGUUUAGCAAAGCUGUCGUUUAGCAGAGCUAACGUCUAACAGGGCUAGUGAUUAGCAACGCUGGCGUUUGGCAAUACUAGCGUUUAGCAAUACUGGCGUUUAGCAAUGCUAGCAUUUAUCAAGGUAGUGUUUAGCAGAGCUGGGGCUCAGCAAAAAUAGUACUGAACAAAGAUAUUGCUUAACUGGGCUAGCACUUUGUAAAGCUAACUUUGCUGCUGAUGGCAUUACUCGGGACAAUUCUGCCGUCUCAUAGUGAGGUAAGAUGUACAUUCUUAAUUUCUGUGUCCUCCGCACCAAAUAUAUAGAAAAGUAUUAAUAAAGAGUAUCAUUAUUGAUUAGAAGUAUCAGUGAUAAAGUCCUGAUGAUACCCAUGCCUAGUUGUUUGGUGUGAAAACAAAUGGAUUCUAAAGGAAUGUAAAGCUGUUGAUUUGCACUGUUUAGCCACAAGAGCUAAAUAGAAAAAAGAAUAUGCAGUAGUGAACUGUUUAUGACAGUUAGUCCUCUUUGUCUCACCUAAGCCUAUUCAAACCCUGCCUGCUUUUUUAAAAAGCAAAAAUUAAUAAAUACAUUUUACUUUUUGUUUUUCAACUUUGCCCUAAAUAUUUUAUGACCAUAUCUAGUUUCCUAAACCGCUUGUUCUGAUUUAUUGACGCUGUAAUCAAGAUUUACGGUGAGAGCAGAGUUGUAUGGAUGAUGAGUGCUGUAUCUGUAUGAGAACAAAUGUUUCUCGCUGUAUUUUACGUGCAAAGUAUUGAUGGUCCAAAAAAGGAGACAAAGAUUAAACUGAUUUCGUUUACUUUGCCACUGCGUCACUUCCACACGUGUUGUAACCAAUGAUCAAGAUGCAGAAAUCAACAUUGAUGAAGUGUUUUUGUCACGAAUGCUGGAUUUUUAUCGGUUAUUGGAGACUUUUUCCUCUUGUGAAUUACACCAUACGCCCCAUAGAUUUCAGAUAUUUUUUUAUUUUAAGUUACAGCAUUUUAAUGUGUCGUCAAAUUGUCAUUCCACCACAAUGGAUAUUCUUAGUAUAUACAUUUUUGAUGUCAGAUUAAAUGUAUUCAAAAAAUUGUUAAUUGUAAAUAAAAUAUUGACUGUU